AUGGCGGACAGGGAGUCCUGCACCGAGGUGACCAGGCUGCCCCGGUUGGCUGUUUCUGAGGAGGCUGACGGCCAGGAAGCCUGGAUCCAGGCGGCCCACUCCGACACCGUGUCCCCCCGUGCACGGGCUCUGGGUGCCGCCUCGAGCCAGGAGACUUCCCUGGGCAGAACCCCGCCAGAUGAGCCGUCCCAGGGCUCCCACAGCGGCCCCCAGCGAGACCCACCCGGGCCCCACCCCUUCCCCAAACCUGAGCUGGCCAUGACACAGAGCCUCACUCUCAUCAGCUCAGAGAACUGGCAGGAGAAGAUGGAAGGGCUCACGGUGCUGCGCAGUCUGGCCCAGAACCACGUGGACACGCUGCUCCCCAGGCUCCGCGACGUCUGCCUCGCCCUCGUGCAAGAGGUGAAGAACCUGCGUUCGGGCGUGUCCCGCGUAGCCGUGUGCACGCUGGGCGUCCUGUACUGCCACCUGCAGCGGGCCAUGGACAAGGAGGUGGACACCACGGCCAGGGCGCUGCUGCACAAGGCGGCCGAGAGCAACGCCUUCAUCCGGGAGGAAGUGGACGCAGCGCUGGGCCACAUGGUGCGGCACUGCACGCCGGCACGCUGCAUCAACGCCUUCCUGGACGGGGGUUUGAGCCACCUGAGCGCGGCGGUGAGGAAGUGCGCCGCCCAGCACCUGGCCGACCUGCUGGAGAGGGUGGGCGUGGCCCGCCUGCUGUCCGGAGGGAAGGACGUGACGGACAGAAUCCUCCCGGCCGUGGUCAGGCUGGCCCUGGACUCCUCCCCGGAACCCAGGUCCUUUGGCCGCCGGAUGUUGCUGUUCCUGUCGUCCCACCGGGACUUUGAUAGCCUGCUGGAGAAGAACAUCCCCACCAAGGACCUUUCCGCCGCCCGCAAGGCGGUCAGUGGACUCAAGGGUCAGGGUCUGGGUGAGACGCCCCAGACCCCAGCCUCGCUUCCCGGCAGUGGCACCGCCAGGGCCUCGACGCUCCAAAGGAAGCUCCUUGUGGUACCCUCCAGGGAGCCCAACUGCAAGUACAGCUCCAAACCUCAGGGGCCCAUCAUCGAAGACAAGGCUGAGUACAUCAGGCAGCUCACCGUUCUGCUGGAGUCCAAGGACUUUAGGGAGCGCAUCAAAGGCCUCGACCAGCUGGUGGCCGACUGCCAGCACAACCCCAGCAUGGUCAUCCGCAGCCUGUUCCCGGUGUUUGACCUCUUCAGAGACCGCCUGCUGGAGUCCAACCGUAAGGUGAACCUUUACGCCCUGGAGGCCCUGCAGGGGAUGGUGCGCUUGCUGAAGGACAACCUGUCCGGGGUGCUCAACCACCUGGUGCCCGCCAUCGUUGACAACCACCUCAACUCCAAGAACCGCGCUGUAUACUCGGCCGCCACAGGGGCCCUCUGCGAGCUGGUGCUGAACCUCGACAACAGCCUCCUCCUGGAGCCGUUCUGCUUCAAGGCACGGGUUCUUAGCGGCCAAGCAAAGGUGGACCUGAUCGAGAAGGUUGCAGAGCUGGUGAUGGAGCUGUACCCCCGCCGGCCCCAGCUGGUGGAGCAGAAGGCGCUGCCCCUGCUGUGGGGCCUGCUGGGCCCGUCCAGCGGCAGCGUGCACCGGGCGACAACCAGCCUGUGCCGAGCCCUCCACCAUCAGAUGGGGCCCGGCCUGCGGCAGAGCGCCGCCUCUCAGCCCCCGAGCGUCGGCAGGGACCUCAACCAGCUGCUGAGAACCAUGUCCUGAAUAAAAAAUGACCUAAGGACGGGAAC
Gadus chalcogrammus (walleye pollock) is the source of this 1766-nucleotide messenger RNA. Its product is annotated as TOG array regulator of axonemal microtubules protein 1-like. Bases 1 to 1740 code for a protein of 579 amino acids. Gene Ontology annotation, biological process: microtubule cytoskeleton organization. The transcript is spliced from 12 exons. Gene Ontology annotation, molecular function: microtubule binding. Lineage: Eukaryota; Metazoa; Chordata; Actinopteri; Gadiformes; Gadidae. The record is from RefSeq and is a predicted model, not a curated record. Gene Ontology annotation, cellular component: cilium; cytoplasmic microtubule.